UGUUGAAUGUUGGUAUAGACGUUUGAUUUCCAAUAUGGCUGCGCUUAUGUAUUAAUUUUAUUAUGAUUUUUAAUUUGGCGAAGCAAUAUUAUAUUUCUAGAUUAAUUCUGAUUACAAAAAAAAAAUAUAUAUAUAUAUAUAUAUAAAUGUUUUCGUUAUCGGUCAUGAUAUUUUAUCGCCCAAACAGGUGUUAUCAACUGACGAAAUGUUCUUGCGACAGUGGUAGGGUAUUAAGAAUUGAGAAAGCAUUUGGCAGCAUAAUCUUAUUUGACGCUAUUUCUGUGACGUAAAAAAGAUCAACUGGGAACUCUAUGACGAUGAAUAAAUUGAGACUAGGGUCAGAUUACAUUCCCCUCACUGAAGAAGACAUGUUGAAAGUUCGAGCGAUUAUUUCAUUUUCGAGACUAGCUUGGGUCACUGUAUCUAUACCACUGUUAGCAUUUAUUUUCUGUAUUAUUUGGUCUGUACUUUAUAAUUUCGAACAUGCCACUGCAACCCACUGUAAGGUCUACAAUUUUCUUCCAUCGGUUUCUGCAACGAUCGGCCAUUACAGACCUCAAAGAGAUGUUUGGAAAUUGGCGAUUGCUAUACAAAGUGUAACUAGAAUGUUAGUUUUAAUUAUGUAUUAUCGUUAUUAUAAAGAACAUGUAUAUAAAUGGGCACGAUAUAUCAGUAACAUUGUCUUAUCUACGUAUAUUGUCGAAAAUAUAUCUCUAAUAACUCUAAGCUUCUGGACUUCAGACUCAAACUACGCAUUUCACAAAUUAUCUUUCAUAACAUUUUUAUUAAUGUCUUCUAUUCAUAUGCCAUUAUCAUACUUUGUUAUGAAGAAUUGUUGUAACGUAACCAGAGAUUUUUAUGAAACUGCAUCUAUAAGAUGGAAAUGGAGGGCAAUGAUGUCAAAUGUGUUGUCCAUAUUAUUAGCAUGUUAUUUUUUUUAUAGGCAUAAUAAAUAUUGCGAACCAUUAGUAUAUUCGAUGUUCGCUUUGAGUGAAUAUGGCGUUGUUCUCUCAAAUAUGAUGUUUCAUUCGACAGCUGGAUGGGAUUUUGCAACAUCUAGAGUUUUGAUAUCAGGGAAUGCAGGUGAAGGAGCAUUACGACAAUGAAGAACUCUGUUUCCAAUAUUCCCAUUUCCAUUGUCAAAAACAAAGUCGUCUACCAGUUUACCAUCACGGUCUAAUGCUUGUGCCCUAACACCAGCUGGUCCUCUGAAAUACAAUGAAGUUAUUUAAAAUAUUAGAAGAAUUAAAAUAGAAAAUAAAAAGAUAUAAGGUACACGUAUACAACCAUAUAUACCUCUUUACAUCUUUAUACGAAAUUUCUGGUAUAAAUUUUUGAAGAUCCUUUACUGCCAAUGGAUAGAAAAUUGAUUUAAUUAUUUCUGUAACUCCAGGUACAAAGUACCUGAAGCAGAGCUUAUACAAUCCAGGAAAUUUGGCCAUUUCUAUGCAAUCUCUUAUGUUGAUAUUAUUCCAUCUAAAUGGACAAAAUAACAGGACUUCGAUGAGCAUCUUUCAUUCUUACAAUUUUUCAAUGAACUUUUCUGCUGAUCCUUACUUGUAACCUUCUCUAGAUAGCGCCAAAAUUGCAUUCGGGCCUAGCCACAUUUCACCAUUUAUUCUAGGCGUAAAAUGUACGCCCAAGAACGGUAAUUUUGGAUUAGGUACCGGAUAUAUGUUCGUUGUACAUAAAUGUGUUUUAUUUUUAUUUAGAAGAAGGUAUUCGCCUCGGAAGGGAACUAUCCGUGGAUUUUGAUCGCAUCCUGUCAUGACGGCUAAACGGUCCGAAUGUAGACCAGCGCAUGUUAAUACAUAUUUCGUUAAAAUAAACUGAAAUAAAUUACAGAAUGAUCAUAAGUAAGAAUUUAUAAAACUUUUGUCACAUUAAAGGAGAAAUAAGUGCACCUUAUUUUUAGACUGAACGAUUA
Vespa velutina is the source of this 1927-nucleotide messenger RNA. RefSeq names its product post-GPI attachment to proteins factor 2-like. Gene Ontology annotation, cellular component: Golgi membrane; endoplasmic reticulum membrane. The transcript has 5 exons. Lineage: Eukaryota; Metazoa; Arthropoda; Insecta; Hymenoptera; Vespidae. Gene Ontology annotation, biological process: GPI anchor biosynthetic process. The coding region runs from base 312 to 1106 and encodes 264 amino acids. The record is from RefSeq and is a predicted model, not a curated record.